This is a messenger RNA of Equus quagga, 6697 nucleotides long. It is a transcript of the gene PRDM16, whose product is annotated as PR/SET domain 16. Gene Ontology annotation, molecular function: DNA-binding transcription factor activity, RNA polymerase II-specific; histone H3K9 methyltransferase activity; RNA polymerase II transcription regulatory region sequence-specific DNA binding. The coding region runs from base 390 to 4304 and encodes 1304 amino acids. The record is from RefSeq and is a predicted model, not a curated record. Gene Ontology annotation, cellular component: nucleus. The transcript is spliced from 18 exons. NCBI's taxonomy places the organism in Eukaryota, Metazoa, Chordata, Mammalia, Perissodactyla, Equidae. Gene Ontology annotation, biological process: regulation of transcription by RNA polymerase II.
CUCCGGGGCCACCUGGGUCCUUUUAAAGUGUCCGGGGUGCGGGCCCCGGGCGGGCGCGCGGAGCACGGAAUGUUUUCUUAAAGGGCCAGUUCCGAGCUACGCUGCGAGGGGGGGGGGGGGGCGGGGGGAGAGAUAAGUGAGGGGAAGACCGGGAAGGCAGAGGAGAGCCCCCCAAUCCCGCGCCGAGGCGGCGGCGGCGGCGGCGGCGGCGCGACGAUGAGGAUGAUGAAUACAUUGCAAAGUUUUUUUGGCCCCGGCGAGGGGUGUCAGAUUGAGUGCUCUGUGCGCAUGUGCGAAGGUGUCCAAACUGACAAUGCUGGGGAGAUGAAGAUAGUGUGUAGCUGCUUCUGGACUCAAGGAGGAGGAGAGAGAUUCCGCGAGCCGACACCAUGCGAUCCAAGGCGAGGGCGAGGAAGCUAGCCAAAAGUGACGGCGACAUUGUAAAUAAUAUGUAUGAGCCUGACCCGGACCUGCUGGCUGGCGAGAGUGCCGAGGACGAGACCGAGGAGAGCAUCAUGUCCCCCAUCCCCAUGGGGCCGCCGUCCCCCUUCCCCACCAGCGAGGACUUCACCCCCAAGGAGGGCUCGCCGUACGAGGCCCCUGUCUACAUUCCUGAGGACAUUCCCAUCCCUCCAGACUUUGAGCUCCGAGAGUCCUCCAUCCCAGGGGCUGGCCUGGGGAUCUGGGCCAAGAAGAAGAUGGAAAUCGGGGAGAGGUUUGGCCCUUACAUGGUGGCGCCCCGGGCCACGUUGAAGGAGGCAGGCUUUGGAUGGGAGCAAAUGCUGACUGAUGCGGAAGUGUCGACACAGGAGGGCUGCAUCCAAAAGAUCUCCGAAGACCUGGGCAGUGAGAAGUUCUGCGUGGAUGCUAAUCAGGCCGGGGCUGGCAGCUGGCUCAAGUACAUCCGUGUGGCAUGCUCCUGCGAUGACCAGAACCUCACCAUGUGUCAGAUCAACGAGCAGAUUUAUUAUAAAGUCAUUAAGGACAUUGAGCCAGGAGAAGAGCUGCUGGUGCAUGUGAAGGAAGGUGCCUACUCGCUGGGGACGGUGCCCCCCAAUCUGGAUGAGGAGCCCACGUUCCGCUGUGACAUGUGUGAUGAGCUCUUCCAGUCCAAGCUGGACCUGCGGCGUCACAAGAAGUACGCAUGCAGCUCGGUGGGGGCCACGCUCUACCAGGGCCUGGGCGAGGAGCUCAAGCCGGAGGGCGUGGGCGGCACGGGCAGCGACGGGCAGGCCCACGAGUGCAAGGACUGCGAGCGGAUGUUCCCGAACAAGUACAGCUUGGAGCAGCACAUGAUCGUGCACACAGAGGAGCGAGAGUACAAGUGUGACCAGUGUCCCAAGGCCUUCAACUGGAAGUCCAACCUCAUCCGCCACCAGAUGUCCCAUGACAGCGGCAAGCGCUUCGAAUGUGAAAACUGCGUGAAGGUGUUCACGGACCCCAGCAACCUGCAGCGGCACAUCCGCUCCCAGCACGUGGGCGCGCGGGCGCACGCCUGCCCCGACUGCGGGAAGACCUUCGCCACAUCCUCGGGCCUCAAGCAGCACAAGCAUAUCCACAGCACCGUCAAGCCUUUCAUAUGUGAGGUCUGCCACAAAUCCUACACGCAGUUCUCCAACCUGUGCCGGCACAAGCGGAUGCACGCCGACUGCCGCACGCAGAUCAAGUGCAAGGACUGUGGGCAGAUGUUCAGCACUACCUCCUCCCUCAACAAGCACCGGCGCUUCUGCGAGGGCAAGAACCAUUACCCGCCAGGCGGCAUCUUCGCCCCGGGCCUGCCCCUCACCCCCAGCCCCAUGAUGGACAAGGCCAAGCCCCCUCCCAACCUCAACCACGCCGGCCUGGGUUUCAACGAGUACUUCCCCUCCAGGCCGCACCCAGGGAGCCUGCCCUUCUCCGCAGCGCCCCCGGCGUUCCCCGCGCUCACCCCCGGCUUCCCGGGCAUCUUCCCUCCGUCCCUGUACCCCCGGCCGCCCCUGCUACCUCCCACACCGCUGCUCAAGAGCCCCCUGAACCACACCCAGGAUGCCAAGCUCCCCAGCCCCCUGGGGAACCCGGCCCUACCCCUCGUCUCCGCCGUCGGCAACAGCAGCCAGGGCGCCACGGCAGCCUCGGGGCCCGAGGAGAAGUUCGAGAGCCGCCUCGAGGACUCAUACGCCGAGAAGCUCAAGACCCGGAGCAGCGACAUGUCGGACGGCAGCGACUUCGAGGACGUCAACACCACGACGGGGACCGACCUGGACACGACCACAGGGACGGGCUCGGACCUGGACAGCGACGUGGACAGCGACCGCGACAAGGCCAAGGCCAAGGGCAAGGCGGCCGAGGGCAAGGCCGAGUGUGGGGGCGGCACAGCUCCCCCGGGGGCCCCGAACAGCGUGGGCGAGGUGCCCCUCUUCUGUUCCCAGCACUCCUUCUUCCCGCCACCCGACGAACAGCUGCUGACGGCGUCGGGGGCCGCGGGCGACUCCAUCAAGGCCAUCGCCUCCAUCGCGGAGAAGUACUUCGGGCCCGGCUUCGUGGGCAUGCAGGAGAAGAAGCUGGGCGCGCUGCCCUACCACUCCGUGUUCCCCUUCCAGCUCCUGCCCAACUUCCCCCACGCCCUCUACCCCUUCACGGACCGCACACUCACCCACAACUUGCUGGUCAAGGCCGAGCCAAAGUCACCCCGCGAUGCCCUCAAGGUGGGCGGCCCCAGUGCCGAGUCCCCCUUUGACCUCACCACCAAACCAAAAGAGGCCAAGCCCAUCCUGCCCGUGCCCAAGGUGCCCCCGGCGCCCGCAUCUGGAGAGGAGCAGCCGCUGGACCUGAGCAUCGGCAGCCGCGUCCGAGCCAGCCAGAACGGAGGGGGCCGGGAGCCCCGCAAGAACCACGUGUAUGGCGAGCGCAGGCUGGGUGCCGGUGAGGGGCUGCCCAAGGUGUGCCCGGCGCAGCUGCCCCAGCAGCCGUCGCUGCACUACGCCAAGCCGUCGCCCUUCUUCAUGGACCCCAUCUACAGCAGGGUGGAGAAGCGGAAGGUGACAGACCCCGUGGGAGUCCUGAAGGAGAAGUACCUGCGGCCAUCCCCGCUGCUCUUCCACCCCCAGGGCUUUGCCUGCAGUUAUGGCUUAUUGCCACUAGGUGGUGGUGGUGCCCCAGGCCCGUGGUCCAUGUCUUCACCUGAGAUUCAGAUGUCAGCCAUCGAGACCAUGACGGAGAAGCUGGAAAGCUUCGCGGCCCUGAAGGCGGACUCGGGCAGCUCCCUGCAGCCCCUACCCCACCACCCCUUCAACUUCCGGUCCCCGCCCCCGACACUCUCGGACCCCAUCCUCAGGAAGGGCAAGGAGCGAUACACGUGCAGGUACUGUGGCAAGAUCUUCCCCCGAUCAGCAAACCUCACGAGACACCUGAGGACGCACACCGGGGAGCAGCCGUACAGGUGUAAGUACUGCGACCGCUCCUUCAGCAUCUCCUCCAACCUUCAGCGGCAUGUCCGGAACAUUCACAACAAGGAGAAGCCAUUCAAAUGUCACCUGUGUAACCGGUGCUUCGGGCAGCAGACCAACCUGGACAGACACCUCAAGAAGCACGAACACGAGCAUGUGCCAGUGAGCCAGCACGCCGGGGUCCUCACGAACCACCUGGGGACCAGCGCCUCCUCUCCCACCUCCGAGUCGGACAACCACGCACUUUUAGACGAGAAAGAAGACUCCUAUUUCUCUGAAAUCAGAAACUUUAUUGCCAAUAGUGAGAUGAACCAAGCGUCAACGCGAACAGACAAACGGCCAGAAGUCCAGGACCUGGAUGGCAGCUCCCAGUGUCCAGGCUUGGCCAGCGGGAAGCCAGAGGAUGAAGAGGAGGAGGAGGAGGAGCUGGAGGAGGACGACGACGACAGUCUGGCGGGGAAGUCCCAGGACGACACUGUGUCCCCCACGCCUGAGCCCCAGGGUGCCUACGAGGACGAGGACGAGGAGCCUCCCACCUCCCUGGCCGUGGGCUUCGACCACACCCGAAGGUGUGUUGAGGAGCAGCCGAGCAGUCUGUUAGCUUUGGAGCCCGUGCCGACUUUUGGGAAGGGGCUGGAUCUCCGCAGAGCAGCUGAGGAAGCGUUUGAAGUUAAAGAUGUGCUUAAUUCCACCCUAGAUUCUGAGGCUUUAAAACAGACCCUGUACAGGCAGGCUAAGAACCAGGCGUAUGCAAUGAUGCUGUCCCUUUCGGAGGAUGCUCCUCUCCAUACCUCCUCCCAGAGCCCUCUGGAAGCUUGGUUGAACAUCUCGGGAGCCACACCGGAGUCCGGAGCCUUUAACCCCAUCAACCACCUCUGACCAGCCCAGGAGGGGCUGGGGUCAGAGUCCAAGCGAGGCGACCGCAGGGCCCCCCACAUCCCAACAGAAAUCCCAGCUUCGGAAGAUGGAGGCGAGAGCCUCAGGGAGCCGGCACGCCUGGGCCAGGGAGACCCCCUUGUCACCUGCUUUUGACCACUCCUCAGUGUCUGUCCCCACCCCCCCCCCAUGGUUCAAUUCUGACUUUUCCAAUGAAAACUCAGAGCCGGGAAGUCCCUGAAUUGGUCACUGAGUUUCACCGUCUCUAAGACUUGGUCUUGAGAACAGCGUUUGGGAACAGCACGGCUCCAGGGCUGCCUCGCGGAACCACCCAGUGGGCGAGGGUGGGAUUCUAAUCCCAAACUGAAGCCGGUGGGCCACUCUGGGCACCGUGCAGCAUCUUGGAAUGGACAGACACAGUGCUCUCAAGGGGGAGAUGGCCCAAACGGUUUUUAUAAUGAAAAUUACGAGAAUAACCUUUUUGGUAAUCUUAUUGACAACAGAGUCUAUUUAAGCAUGUGGUUUUAAAAAAUAGACAGUAUUUUUUAAAAAAUCAACAAAUGACUUGCAAAUUGUUUUUUAAAAGUAAUUUUGCAUUGCUUUGAAAUCUCAGCUUAUUUGCAAACCCAAGCGUGCCUGAGAGCCGGCGCUGUGUUUGGGUGUGCUCUUUGUUCUGUAAAUAAUGGAGAAAUUUUCUAUCCCUGCCCGUAUUUGUAAAGCCAAGGUGAUUCCGGGUGCCUCCGAGGCAGAACCGAGGGGCAUGGGGUCCGCUCCUGUGGGCAGUUUCAGACUGUGCAGAGGAAUUCUAACAUAUGGUGUCCUGGGCUGGCCCAAGGCUGGGACUGGGAGAUGUGCCUGUCAUUGUGUGACGUGUGAUUCGUGGCCCCCACCAAGUCCCCCCAAUUGUAUGGGGAAGGUCGGAACGGUGGCUCUGGUCCCCAGUGCAGAGGUGGGCCAGGCACCUGAUGCUCCUGCCCCCAUGGUCUGUGCCUCGGCCACCCCACUGUUCGGAAGGCAAGGCCUGCUGGCCACGUCCGGAGGAUCUCCAGCCCCCACCCUCACUCACCCCAGUCAGAUGGCCAAAAGGAAAGAAGCAGGCACCCCUGUGGCUGCCAUCGGGGGCACGCCACGGUUCCCCUGCUCCUGGCCGCCAAGCUCUAGUGCGUCGGAGACCCCGGAUCCAGGACACAGCUGCCGCUUCCACUCUUCGCGCAGGUCCUUGGCGGGCAGGACCCGGCUCCAGCACAGAAGGGCGUCCAGGCUGACCGAGCUGCCGCAAAGAGCGAAGACAGCCCGACCCACGGUCGGCGCCUCUUCGGACGGGUCUGCUUCUCCAUCGGGUGGGCUUAAAUUAUUCCCGUAGGGGCCAAUUUCAAAUAAUAAUGUUUUCCCUGAUGGAAUUUACCUUAAUCUGUAUAUAACUUGUAAUUUUUUCUAAUUCAUUUCUUUUCUUAUUUUAUUUCCUCCUUAACAGUAUUUUUGGCGUUAGACAUUCUUAUUGUGAAGAAAUAAUGUUAAUAUAAGUAUCUAGUGAAGGACCAAAACCGUGUAAUAAGGUUGUGUGUUGUGUGAUCGAUAACCAGGGAGUGGGGCGAUUUUUAAUGUGCCAAAUACCCCCGCGUCCCCCCCCAACGAAUCCUGCUGUCACUGCUGCCCGUUUUCCAGACAAUCAUGUGUUUUUGUUAAAUUUGAGUUUCAGUUGCAUUUAAGACAGGUGUUCUAUUUAUUUCUUGUAUUGUUUGGAAAAAAAAAAAGAAGAAUAACAGCGUCCCAACAAGAAGAGAAAAAAAUCGCCCAAGUUGCCCUUAAAAGGAAGAGUGUAAGUUUAAGUACAGACAGUGGCGGUGCCACCACAUCGUGUGGAUCGGGUCUCGUGGUGGACGUCUCGGCGUUCGCCCAGGGCGGCGGUAGGUGGCCUAGCAGGCGGGUGCCCCAGACGCACAGCCUGGCCGCUCCAGGCCAAAGACAGUCAUGUGCGAAGGCGCUGGGAGGUCCAGCCUCCCACUGGAGACCUGCGUGGGGAGGUCCCCGAGGGCACCACAAACCUGCGGAUCCCAGCGAAAGGGCUUCACCUCUUUCUCAAACCCACACGAGGUAGUAGCAAGACUGAGAACCGCCCUGUGCCUGUGCCGAGGCCGCUUACACACGUGUGGAGGCAGGAAAGUCGUCCCUCUGGGGCAGCCAGGGAGAAGCUGCAUGAGGAAGAGCUGGUGUGGCCCAUCGAGGAGCAUUUGCAAACACAGCCACUCACACCUCCUCCCUCGGCUGGAGCCGCCAGGUGUGGUGUAAGGACUUCCAAUUUCCCUUCCGUCUAAAUGGGAUCCCUUUGAAAAGUCAACCUCAGAUACAAACACCCCGUUUCUGUAAACCCAAAUUAUAUGAUUUCUUCUGCUAAA